GUGGGUUAUUCGUCUUUUAAAUGAAGCGAACUUGAAAAAUACAGUAAUCGUCCUUAAAUUUGCUAUUGCAAGAGUUGUGCUCGUGUGAGCCACGUUGCUUUGUGGAGUCUAGAUACGCUUUUUCAGCUGGUUAAAAUGGCUGUUGUUACUAAGGGGCCCACACUGUAUGAUUUCUUGUUGGAAGCCGAACUUUCACACUAUUUCAACCCCUUGAAAAAUGAUCUUAAAGUAACUUCAGUGCACCAGCUGAAAUACGUUGAAGAUGAUGAUCUGUUGCAGCUAGGGAUGGCUAAGCCAGAAAUGAGAAGACUAAGAAAGUACUUUCAAAAGUAUUGCCCACAAACUUAUUUACGUAAAUUUAAAAAGAUGAUUUUGCCAAAAAAUAAGGAUGACCCAGACAGGAACUCCAUCUAUUUCAAUGACAGCACCUCCGACAAGAACAACAUAAAAGUUCCAAGCAAACACAUAAUACCUAUGGACAACAUUGUCAUCAAUAAAGAAUUGGGUGUGGGGGAGUUUGGUGUUGUGCAGCAAGGUGUUUGGACCAAUGAAGAUGGAGAAAGGAUUCAGGUUGCAAUAAAGUGCCUUAGUGAAGAACGUAUGCAAAAAAAUCACAUGGAGUUCUUGAAAGAGGCAGCGAUAAUGCAUACAAUUGACCAUGAAAAUAUUGUGCGCCUGUAUGGUGUUGUUCUUGAAACAAGUUCCCUGAUGCUGGUGACAGAACUUGCACCACUUAGAUCCCUUUUGGAGUGCCUCAAAGAGCCUGCUUUGAGACAAAGUUUUCCAGUUAUUUCACUUUGUGAAUUUGCUCUUCAGAUUUGUGAUGGAAUGCAGUAUUUGGAAAACAAAAAACUUAUUCACAGAGAUUUGGCUGCAAGAAAUAUUUUAGUUUUUGCAAAAAAUAAGGUAAAAAUUAGUGAUUUUGGACUGUCUAGAGCACUUGGUGUUGGAAAAGAUUACUAUCAAACAAAUUUUAAUGUCAAUUUGAAGUUGCCAAUUGCAUGGUGUGCGCCUGAGUGCAUAAACUAUUUAAGAUUCACAUCAGCUAGUGAUGUGUGGGCUUAUGGUGUAACUUUGUGGGAAAUGUUUAGUUAUGGAUUUCAACCUUGGCCUGCAUUAACUGGCCAGCAAAUUCUUGAAGCCAUUGAUGAACCAAACUUUCAACGCUUGGAACAACCUGAAUGCUGUCCGAAAGAAUACUAUGCGUUAAUGUUAAAAUGUUGGCAACAUGAUGCUAACAAGAGGCCAAAAUUUUCCGAAAUAUAUUUGAUUUUACCAGAGUGCAAACCAGAACAAGUUCAAGCAGUCCAAGAAUCAAUAGAGGUUGUAAAUGGCACAAAAUCCAAAAAAGAUUGGCUACAUUAUCAAACUGGAGAAGUAAUCACUGUUUUGGAUAAAAGGCCUUUACCAGAAAAUUCGAAUCUGUGGAAAGGUGUUCUUAAUAAUGGGAAAACUGGUUUGUUUAAUCCAGCUCAUACUGUUGCUUAUUUAGCUAAUUUUCCUACUAAUAGACCCAGUUUUUCACGUGCUGAUUCAAAAUCUGGAAUUUAUGCUAGUCGAAGGAGAUUAAGAACAGAUAUGAUAUCCAGGCCACAAGGUGACUUUAAGCAUACGGGACAUGUGGGUUUAGAUGGAGCAUUUUUUGGAGAUAUAUCAUUUUUAGGUGAAAAUUAUAGAGAAUUACCAAAGCAAAUAGUUACCCCUUAUAAACCUCAAGAUGACAAAGAAAAUGUUAGCCCAACACUUACAACAUUGUCAACCGAUUCGUCUGAUAAAAUUCCUCUAUUGAAAAAGUAUAGUGCUUCUGAUGGAAGAAGUGGUUCUUCAUUAGAUAAUUGGCCUGAAAUUGCACUGGAUCAAAAUGGAACUGAAACUUUAGGUCCUUGUACUCUUGAUGCACCUCCAAAAAAGACAAACAAAGAUGGUGAUAAAUUAAUCAAUAUUACAGAUCAUGAGUAUCAUGAAAUCAGUGAUGAAGAGGACUUUGGCUUGAUUGAAAAUUCAAGAUUUGAUUCCCUAGAUUUUGGCCCAUCUCUUAUGGACGAAGUUUUCAAAGCUUUAGGAUCAACCAAACCAGAACUGAAUUUUGAAGAAGCACCUUCCAAUGACAACAACUCUGUAAUGAGUGAAAUAAUAGAGAUAACAACAAAGGUUGGAAGGAAUGGAUCCAAAAAGAAGCAUGCUUUGGUGAAACCUAUUUCUUCAGCUGAUGAACAUACCAUUGAUUCUGCAAUAGCAUUGUCAAAAGAACUUGCUAGCAAGAGUUUUUUAGAUCUGGAGAGUAGAUCAGAUAAUGAUACUCCUUUAGAUAGCCCCAAAACUCCCACAUCGCCAUUUAAAAGAAAGUUUUCUUUUAAAUUUAAGACUAGUCCAAAAGCUGAUAGGCGAAACUUCUCGGAGGAAGCUGAAGCAAUUCCAGAUAUACAAGACAUCAUCACAGAUGAAGCUAAAGAAGCUUAUAAUUCACUUGUGCAAAAGGGUAGUGGACUUGAACGGAGUGUUUCAUUACCUCCUACUGUUGCUCCAAAACCAACUAUCGAGAGCAGUCUGUCACGUUCUAGGCAACCUUUACCUGCCUCUAACCAUGCAACGGAUUCUUCAGAUCCCGAGUCAGAAGCAGUUGAUAAUAAUCCUCUUAGAAUGCUUAGGAGUGGAGUUCCAGUGCGUCCUAAAGUGCGUGGUAACAAACAUGGAAUUCCUAACAGUGGAAGGGCUGCUACUCCUCAUACUGCAACAGUGGCACGGCUGGCUGCUAAUGCUGCUGCUAGCAAUGGUACUUCCUUAGUAAAUGGCACCAGAUCAACUCUUGGUUCACCACCCCCUCCUCCCCAAGCUCCUAAAACAUUUCCCAGGCCAAAUAUUGUGUCAAGGUAUGCCAAAGACCCCAGUGCUUCCAGCAAUUCUCCAAAAUCAGAUGACGGUUCAUCAGAUGUGAGAAAUGAAGACCAGAGUGACUCUUCAAGUACUAAUACAAAUGUCAGUUGUAGUGAAAGUUCAACUGAUGCUUUUCCUAAUCCACUGCCCUUACCACCUAGAGAUAGGACUAAGCCAUUACCUGUUUUGAAGCAUCAUCAACGAAAACAUCCUUUGGUUUUUCCCGGAGUAAUUAAUUCAACAUUGGACAGCUGUCGAAGCUUAGGAAAACAAAUUUCCUGCCCUGAUGUGCCAUCUCAAUCAUUUUCAUCGUCCUCUGAAAGCACUGAGCAUAGAUCUAGUGAUAUUACGCCACCACAAUCAGACUUAUCAUUGCUAGAUGCUGCAAAUUCAAAUCUUUCUAGUCUUAGCAGUACUGCUACAGUGUCUGUUACUAACAACACUGCAGUGCCUCCUCCUAAACCAGCAAGGACUUUUACUUUAGAUGAUUCCUUCGAAAAUGAAAUCCAAGCCGAGAUUGACAGUUUAGAUAAUAUUCCAGAGGAAGAAUCUCAGUUAAUGUAUAAGGGAGGCGACCACGUCAGUUGUGAAGAUCUUCUGGAAUUUGCCUUAGAUAUACCAAAUACACGAAGAACGCAAGGUCGUACUCGAGGAAUUGACUCUGAUGAAGUUAGAAUUAUGCAAAAAGUGUUGGCAAAAGAGAUUGUUACUCCGGAAGAAUGUCUCAUUGCUUUAAAUGAAACAGACUGGAACAUGCAUAAUGCAAUCAAGUACAUGCGUUUACAGUGUAUUUUGAAUUCACAUCUAAUUCCUGUUAAAAACCUCAAACAGACACUAGUGAAAUGCAGCUGGGAUGUGCGGCAAGCUGCUAACUACCUCCUCGCAACUCACAAUGUUAAUGAAGACACAACAGAAGUAUGACAAGUUAAAAGUUCUCAAUUUGAAACAAUUUUCUGCUUGAAAAAUGUUAUGAGCAUUGUUAAAAUUCCAUAGUUAUUAAUUAAUUCGUUCAAAGCUAAAGUGGAUCAAAUCGUUCAUGCACUUGAUCGGCUUCAGCAGUGAACGCCUCACAUAUUGAUUGGCAUGCUCCUCUGAAAUAUGGUGCAUGUCUUGUUUAAUCUAACUAUACAUUUUGUUGAAGCAAUUGUUAAGAUCAUGAUAAUGAUUGUUACUAUCAAUUUCGCCUGUGUGGAAUUUUGAACUAACAUUUACUGGUUACAUUUAGUUAUACAAUAAAAACAAUACAAGAAAAAUUAUUCAAAUCUGAUUUUCCUAUACUUUUAAUGUGACUUGUGAAAUUGAAUGUAAUAGUUUAAUUUUCACAUCACACCUAUGCAUAGUUUUCAUGACUGUGUUUUGUAUCAUGUAAGUGCAUUAUUAUCUGUCUUAAAUCAGUUUGGGCUUUUAAAAAAAAACUUGAAAAAUGCACCUGAACUUCUAAACGGCUUAGCAGUCUGACCCAGAAAACCUUGCUCAGAAGUGUAAUAUAUCAGAAGAAAGUGCUUUCAUAUAUUCAUGUGUUCAGUUGGUGCAUGUUUUUGCAUUUAUUUAUUUGUAGGCUUAAGAAAGUCAUGCCUUGUUCUCCUGUACAGUUAAAAUUGUGUAUGCAGUAAAUGUUAAAUUUGAGUUUCUUGUACAUCUGAAACCUUUGCUCAAAACCAAAGGUUAAGCAUUAUGUUCAGUGGGAAAUACCUGUGGAAAGUAAGGAUUGAACAAAUCUUCUACAAAUUAUUUGCAACAUUAUAGGCAUAUUACUGUAAAUAUAUUGUUUUGCAAUGGUAUUAACAGCAUAGUUGAAACGUAAAAUAGAUUAACUCAAUUUGUAAAAUAAAUUGUGGUCAAACCAUCAAGAUAAAGAUUUAAAAGCAAACAGCAAACGAUUAAAGUAUUAAAAUUAAGUUGAUCCCACAAGACUUUGUAGAACACUAACAGUUAGGGCAAACCUAACCUGGCAGUGUAGUAAUGCUGCAAUUUGGAUCUGUGUAGUUAAGCACAAUGCUGCUAAGUUAGACUUGCCCACAAGUACAGUUAAAAACAUUUCGGCGGUUUAAAUUGUUUUAAAUGUCAAGUUACCUGAACUGCAGCAACUUACUUAUUAAAGCAUAGUUAGGGUGGAAAUAAUAGUAAUCAACAUUAAUUUAUACUCAUUUUAGUGCGUUAACAAAUUAGCUUUGUACAUGAAGUAUAUUAUUUUUAUGUUUUCAUAACAUAUGUCAUAAAAUCACAUGAAAGGUUUUGUUCUUUUCUUGCACUCUUGGUCAACGUGUGGAGAAAUAGUUGUUUUAGACCCGGCUAUUUAAAAGCUGCUUUCAAUCGUUAUCUGCUUAACCAUGUGUUGGGGAAAAGGUACUAACAAGGUCUAGUGACCUUGGACUAAAAAAAAUUCUUAACACUAACCAAAUUGGUGUUAUACCAUUAAAAAUUAAAAUUACGUUAAUAGUGUUAGAGAUUUGCUGCUCUACUUUACUCUGCAGAUUCUUUUAUUUAAGAUUUGAAAUUUCCCACAAUUAGAUACCUUAUUUUACAAUGGAUCUAGAAAAAAGAAUUUGUUCACUAUGAUUUUAGACAGUUAUGCUUUUAAUUUUAUGCUUAUAUGUUUAAUGAAUGAAAUGAUUGCAGUCAAAUGAAAUGUAUUCUGAUUUUUAAAUAUUUCCAAGCAGUUAUUCAAAGAUAUUCAAGAAUGUAACCUUGUGAAAAUAUUGCAUUUAGCAUUUUACUUUAUCAUGAAACUUUCGAGCUAUUCAUUAUCAUGUUUGAAGAUGUAACUCUUUACUUUUAUUGUUUUGAAAUGUUGAAUAUCAUCUCAUAUGGGGAAAAAACUAUGAAUUGUUUUUGUUUUUUUUUUAGAAAUCCCAAAUUGGGAACCUAUUUGUAAUUUCUUUUUUUAUGUUUUGAAAAUAUUUUUGUAGCUGUUAUUCUAAAUAAUUCGUUAAAAAUAUUUUGAUGAGCUUAUUUUGAGUUGAACUAACAACUGAAUUAGAAAUAAUUCAUAUAAAUUUAAUCAUAGUUUUGGAGAAAGUUCAUUUUAAAGUAAAGCAGUAUGUUAAUGAAUAAUAUGAGAUUUAAUUAUUUUUAGGAAGAAAUGCUAUGACAUUUGUUCAAAUUAUUCAAUUGAUCAAAGUUCUAUAAUAGAACAUAUACUUUUAUUUCAAUUCAACACCUUGAGAUCUGAAGUCGAGUAGCAUUCGCAGAGGGUUAGCUAGCUAGGUAUAUCUCAAGUCUAUGCUAGAAGUAGCCAACUCAAAUUCUUGAAAAACUAGCCUUGGAAAAAAAAGAAGCAAUCAGAAUUUGAUUUUUUAAAAAAUAGUGCUGUAGUUGGGGGGAGAGAACGCUGCUGGAUACUUUUCCCCUAAAUGUUUGGCUUUUUAUUGUAAAAAUAAUCCAAAUAUAUGCAAGUAAAUUAAUUUCAAACCACAUUUUCUUUUGGUGAGUCCCCUAAAUCCCCAAGGCGUUCCCCAAAUAUUUUUUUCCAUCUACAGCAGUGUAUAUAUAAUCAUAGAUAGAUAAAUGUGAUUAGUUAUUUAAAAAUUUUUAAACAGAAGAUAAUAGCUUUGACAUCCACUACAGGAAUAUAUUUUUGAGCUUUAAGGGAGGGUACCUGAGCUGCAGAUCACCUCCUUACGUCACAGUUCACUCCAGUCACUAUUUUUUGCUGGAGUGAUCUGAGCCUUAGUACUCCUUCUGGUCAAUUUUAAACUCUCUUCUCUACAUACUAUUUCAUUUUUUUUAUCUUUCUGAAAUUAAGAAUAAAUCUUCUUUCAAAGAAUAUAUAUAUAGAUGACAGCAACAUAGAUAUGUUUUUUUCUUAAAGGAGAUAUUCUAAGUUAAACCUAGUGAAGUUCACUCGGCACAAAUGUUUUGAAAAUGUGACUUUCUAAACAAAAUUUGACAAAAUCACUCUAUUCACAAAUAAAACUAAUAUUUGGGCAAAUUUUGUUUUAAUGCAAGUAACAUUUCAUUCUAAAAAAUAAUUUUUUGAUGCAGAACUUAUUUUAUUCUUGAGAUUCUAUCAGACUUGAUGGUGUAAUUUCUUAUAAAGUUAGCAUUCUUAGCACAUUCAAAUAUUUUAUUUAUUAUAAAAGAAAAAUUUAUCAAAAACCUUAUUGUUAGAUUACAAAUCAUAUCCAUAUCGUCUAAGAAAACAUAAAAGGAACCACACAUCAUUAAAAGAAGUGUGAAAAGAACAUACUGAGGCUUAAAUAAUCAAAAUAGCUCAGACUAUAAAGUGUCUGUGAUAUGUUAAUGUUUGAAGUAAAUUAGCCCAUCACAAUGUACAAAAUUUACUUCAAUGUCCUAAAUAUAUUACUAUUAUAGUCAUGAUAUGGUUUUCUUCAAAACAUUCUGAUGAAAAUCUUUAUGAGGAGCUCCCAAUACGUGCCAUGUUGUUGUCGUUAAAAUAUUUUUUGAAAAAUAAAUUCAUGAAACCUAAAAAUGAGUUUAAAAAAUAAUAGGCAAUAAAGUAAUAUCUUGCCAUCUAUGUUUUUAACUGAGGCUCAAUGCUAUGCAUUUCUCGUUUAUUUUUGUUCAUUGAAUUUUAAACGAACAAAUUUGUCUAUUUAAAAGUUUUCAAAAAGUUUUGAAUACCUAUGUACUUUACUAUUCUUUCUACAAAUCUUUAACUGCUUUUUUCUUGGUAAAGAUGUAAAUAUGAUGUAAAAUAUAUUCCAUUUUAAAAGACUGAUGCUGAACAAUAUAUUUUCUAUGCAAAAUUUUUUCAUGCUUUUAUAAGCUUUGAAUAUUUAAUAUUUUCUUCUGCAUAUUUAGUGUGUAAUGUAAGAUUUUGUGAUUUUAAAGUAUAUUUUUAUGCAUGGAAAUUGUUUUAUACAUUUUACCUGCUCAAUAGAAGUAUGAUUUAAUGCCAUCAAGCCUGUUUUGAAUGUGUUGUUUGUAUUUAAAAAUAGGGCGACUACAAAGGCAAGUGUUAAAUCAUUCAUUCGUUGUCAUGCUCUGUUUUACUGAAUGAUGUUAAGAAAUGCAUCACAUAUUUAGUACAACUAUAUAGAUCUGAUUUUUGUAAAUUUUUAUAUUUACUAUUGUAUAAUAUAUCAGCAAUCUUUGUAGAAAAUAAAUUUUAUUGUUUGCUUU
Messenger RNA from Uloborus diversus, 7959 nucleotides. RefSeq names its product activated Cdc42 kinase-like. Gene Ontology annotation, molecular function: ATP binding; protein tyrosine kinase activity. The record is from RefSeq and is a predicted model, not a curated record. The transcript is spliced from 17 exons. Lineage: Eukaryota; Metazoa; Arthropoda; Arachnida; Araneae; Uloboridae. Gene Ontology annotation, biological process: protein phosphorylation. The coding region runs from base 136 to 3795 and encodes 1219 amino acids.